This is a messenger RNA of Polyodon spathula (Mississippi paddlefish), 2064 nucleotides long. RefSeq names its product transmembrane protein 178A-like. Lineage: Eukaryota; Metazoa; Chordata; Actinopteri; Acipenseriformes; Polyodontidae. Gene Ontology annotation, cellular component: endoplasmic reticulum membrane. Gene Ontology annotation, biological process: regulation of cytosolic calcium ion concentration; negative regulation of osteoclast differentiation. The coding region runs from base 757 to 1389 and encodes 210 amino acids. The record is from RefSeq and is a predicted model, not a curated record. The transcript is spliced from 5 exons.
AGAUCUGUAUGUGUAGGUAUGUUUCAGUUUGAGAAUACUGAUGGAGUAACUCCAUAUCUCGAGUUUGUCGGUAUAGGCUAUAAAUCUCAAUAAUAUUAAUUCACGGAUUGAGGUUUCCGAUUCAGACUUUAUCACGGAGGGGUCUUAAUCAAAAAUGCCUGAUCAAUCUCGGUUUUUCUAGCAUUUUAUGUUGUCAGAAUUGCACUGCUCAUUUAUUUGAACUAAAACUACUGGACUCUAACAUAUUACACCCGAUUGACAAUUUGUGUUAGUUUUGUUUAUUAGAACCAGAGCUGUUUCACACAUGCGAUGCUGUAAACAGCAAUUUGCUGUGUUAGCUACCGAUUUGUAAAAUGUUCCCUUCCAACACUGUUAUCGCCUGCCGGUUAUAUGAAAUCAGCUAGUUCUGUAUGACAGCAAAUUAGAAAAGCAUACCACACUUACCAUCAUAUAUCUGGAUUCUUACACGUAUGUAAUGUCAAGAAUUAUUGCACUUCGUGAUGUCAUUGUGUAUUUGCUUAUACAGUAAACGAAACAAUCCUGCUUUUUUUUUUCAGGUGCAACAACUAUCCGUCAUCAUUCAUUUUUAUUAUUCUAAUGACUGAUCAAUAAAGCAACUCAAAAACGGUCCUUUCUUUUAAAGUUAACCUCUUGCAGGAGGAAGUUAGAUAUUGAAAUGAAAGGACAGCGACUCUUUUGCUACUGCACAGUGUUCUAAUAGCUCAGCUUUAAGACUAUGUGAAUCUUUGAUUCAAGAUGACGCAGCGCCCACAUCUUGCUGUACAGUGGCAGCAUCGAUCAGACAUUGACACAGCUGCCGUCGCACUCCAUACCUUAUUAAUGGAACUCAGUGGUUUUCUAUUGAACUUGACAAAUGAAAGGAGUGAUAACCAAGGUACUGCGCAGCAAUGCACAUCCGUGAAGUACCAUUUCUCACAACCUCUUCGCUUAAGAAACAUUCCCUUUAAUUUGACCAGAAUUAUUCAACAGGAUGAGUGGCACCUCUUGCAUCUGCGAAGAAUCACUGCUGGGUUUCUUGGCAUGGCUGCUGCUGUAUUGCUCUGCGGGUGCAUCGUGGCAAUUGUCAGCUUCUUCUGGGAAGAAAGCCUCACCCAGCACGUGUCUGGGCUCCUCUUCCUCAUGGCAGGUAUAUUUAGCACAAUUUCGUUGUGCACCUACGCAGCAAGCAUCUCAUACAACCUGUCCAGAAGCCCUUCUUUUAUCUACGGUCUUCCCAGCAACGUGAAGCACGGCUACAGCUGGUCAAUGUUCAGCGCCUGGUGCAGCCUGGGCCUGACUGUGACCUCGGGGUGCCUUUGUACCACGUACCCCUUCAUCAGCAGGACCAAGCUUAUACACUUGAAGACUGCCAGGGACUCUUCUGUGUGAAGGUUUAUCAGGAGGACGGAAUACAACAAUAUUCUGUUGUUUUUUUUAAGCAGUUAUUUUCCAAAGCUAUUUUUCUUUUUUUAUGCUUUACCUAAUGGACUUAAGUUCUACUUGAGCAGUCAUCCCUGGGUCUGUUUUCAGCUUUAUUUUUUCCAGGUAUUCCAUACUGCCAUCUGUUGGUAAGAAGGAGUAUUGUAAGUGCAACGGAAAUGCAUUGAAUGGAAGAUCCUCAAGGUUGGGCAGUUCUCAGUUGUACCUCCAGGUGGCACUCGAUUGUGACCUUAUUACUGUGUGUGACUAACAGACAACAAAACUGGCAGGCAGGCCUUACAAGUGACUGGGAAUUACAGUUAUGUUUCUCUAAUUUUGGAGUUGAGCAUAACAACCCUCCAGACUCCUGUUGGAGUAUUAUUUAACAUUGUACUGAAUAAAACAGAACAGAAAUCUAAAUGUGUUAUUAUCUAAGCAAAUGUAAUAAAAAAUGUAUUGUAUUUCCUAUUGGAAACAAUGAAGACAUACCCUACUGCUGUACAGCUUGUGUGGAAAGUGUGAUAUGUGUCUGAUCUCUUGAAUGCCUUAUUGUUCUUGUGAUCUGAUCCAGUAUUCCUUCAGUAUGUGUACAGAAUGAAACCUGUUGACGUUAUGUUACUAAAUAAAGUAACGUGACAAAAUUGA